Molecule: messenger RNA, 499 nt
Organism: Helianthus annuus (common sunflower)
Lineage: Eukaryota; Viridiplantae; Streptophyta; Magnoliopsida; Asterales; Asteraceae
Source: RefSeq, a predicted model, not a curated record
CUCCCUAAACUAGUUCACCACUUCAAUGUCUACGUGCCGGAUUUGGUGUUUUUUGGUGACUCGUUCACGACUCGGUCGGAUCGGUCAGACUCGUUCCAGGCUCAGUGUGUGUACCGAGUCAUGGAGGUGAACUCAGUGAAGAGAAUGAGGGUGGUGGGGUUGAGUUAUGGGGGGUUUGUGGCGUAUAGUUUAGCGGCGCAGUUUAAGGAAAUGGUGGAGAUGGUGAUAUGUUGCGCCGGGGUGUGUUUGGAGGAGAAGGAUUUGGAGGAUGGGUUGUUUCCGGUGAAGAGUUUGGAGGAGGCGGCGGAGAUAUUGCUCCCGCAAACGCCGGAGAAGAUGAAGGAAUUGAUGCGGUUUACGUUUGUCAAGCCGCCCGUGAAGACUCCGAAUUGUAUACUUGUAGACUUCAUACAGGUAAUACUGGUAAUUUGACCAAUGACACGUAAAUUAAGAGAAUCCCAAUGUAACGGAGAACUAACGUCGUUUGUUCCGUUUCAAA